UCAAAACCGCUCUUCGACACAGGUCACGACGAUGACGGCGAGUCAUGGGCCGGCGGACGCCUGGCACGUGUUCUGAACGACACGCAAGUGUCGGGUACAGUGGUUGUUGCGAGAUGGUAUGGGGGCCAGAACAUUGGACCGGUGCGGUUCGCGCAUAUUGAGAAUUGUGCGAAGGAGGCAAUUUGGAAAUGGAAGGUUGCAACGAGCGAGGCGGAGAAAGAGGAGACGAGUAAGAAGCAGAGGGUUGAUGAUGAGGCGAGGAAGAAGGAGUUAGUAGAGGAGUUGACGCAGAGGGAUCACAGUGUUUUUGCGUUAAGGAAGCUGUUGGCGGAGAAGAAGGCGAAGUUAAGUGGGGAAAAAGCUGCACCGCCUACGCCGCAGAAGGAGGUGGAGUAUGGGACGAUGGGGUUGGACGUGUUGAAGAGGCUGGAUAAGGCGAGGGAUGCGACGAUUGCGGCGAUUUUGAAGCAGAUGGAUAAGGUGGAUGAGGAUUUGGAGUUAUUGGAGGGGUUGGACGAU
Messenger RNA from Macroventuria anomochaeta, 519 nucleotides. RefSeq lists its product as uncharacterized. The record is from RefSeq and is a predicted model, not a curated record. Gene Ontology annotation, biological process: regulation of translational initiation. The annotation marks the transcript as partial. Lineage: Eukaryota; Fungi; Ascomycota; Dothideomycetes; Pleosporales; Didymellaceae. The transcript has a single exon. Gene Ontology annotation, cellular component: cytoplasm.